Drosophila navojoa is the source of this 727-nucleotide messenger RNA. RefSeq names its product Acylphosphatase 2 (gene Acyp2). The record is from RefSeq and is a predicted model, not a curated record. Gene Ontology annotation, molecular function: acylphosphatase activity. Lineage: Eukaryota; Metazoa; Arthropoda; Insecta; Diptera; Drosophilidae.
AGAGAAUUUGAAGCUAGCUGGCAACUCUGUUAGUCGGUCGUUAUGGUGUUUUCGUAUAAAUCAGAUUUAGUUCUCAAAGUAAAUAUUGUUAUAAUUAUUGUGCUGUUCGUAACGUCCCAAGUUUCUGGUAAUCAAAAUUCAUCAAUCGCAAUGACUCAAAUAUUUGCGUGCAGUUUCGAAGUCUUUGGACAAGUACAAGGCGUUUUCUUUCGCAAGUACACAGAAAAACAGGCGAAUGAACUUGGAGUCCGCGGUUGGUGCAUGAACACCCCGAACGGCACAGUAAGGGGCGAAUUGGAAGCUCCGUUAGCACCGCUUAACGAAAUGAAGGAUUGGCUCCAGAACAAAGGUAGCCCCCACUCGAAGAUUAACAACGCCGUAUUUUCGCCAACCAAGGAGAUUGAGAACUAUAGCUUCAACAAGUUCACAAUAAUACGUUAAUCAGAAGUUUCGUUCUAUCUGCGAAGCGUAAAAAAGAAUUGGCAAAGUUUUGCCGAUGUUGUCACAAACUUAUUCUAACUUGUAGGGUCCUAUUUAUAAUUGAGGCUCCAUCAGUUGAUCUAUUAGUAUAUAAUACUCAGAGGCUCCCUUAAAAUGUGUAUGAAACCAGAAGGCCCUUGUUAAAAUUAAAAUUAAAGAACCAACAUAAUAUAUGAUUAAUAUUUAUUCACAUUGUAAGAACCAUUAAAAUCCAUCCCAGUAAAAACAAUAACAAACAGAUUGCUUA